CCGUCCAGCAGGCCGUGCAGCACGAACCUGCUGCUGCGGUGGGCGGCGGCGGCGGCCACCAGGCGCCCCAGCAGCACGUGCGGGAGCAGGACCGGCUGAUGCCGAUCGCGAACGUGAUCAGGAUCAUGCGGAGGGUGCUGCCGACGCACGCGAAGAUAGCGGACGACGCCAAGGAGACGAUGCAGGAGUGCGUGUCGGAGUACAUCAGCUUCAUCACCAGCGAGGCCAACGAGCGGUGCCAGCGCGAGCAGCGCAAGACCAUCACCGCCGACGACAUCCUCUGGGCCAUGUCCCGGCUCGGCUUCCAGGACUACGUCGAGCCCCUCUCCGUCUUCCUCCACCGCUACCGCCAGGCCGAGGGCGACCACCGCGGCUCCCUCCGCCCCGACCUCCUCCCCAUCGCUCCCCUCCUCAAGCGCCACAGCAGCAGCAGCAACUCCCACCAAUCCAAUCUCGCCUUUCCACUGCUUCCGCCGCCGCCUCCGAUGCCGAUGCCGAUUCUCCAUGACGAAGCACCCCCCAUGACUGCGCACCCGCUGCCGCUGCCGCUGCCGCUGCCGAGCUUCGCCACUGCUGCUGUUAUGCCGCCAUCGCAGAUGCUGCCGCCAUUCACUGCUGCUGCUGUUGUGCCGCCGCCGCAGCAUAAUCCGUUCGGGCAGAUGUACGGCGGAGACGGAAUGCUCGGAGGGUACUACGCUGCGGUGGGGAUGUACGGAGAUGCGGGCGGCGGUGGCGAGAGCACCUCCUCCUAUGUUCCCGCGAUUGCACCGCCCAACUUCGACCACCACCAUCCUUACGCCGCCUUCAAGUAG
Messenger RNA from Ananas comosus (pineapple), 812 nucleotides. RefSeq names its product nuclear transcription factor Y subunit B-9-like. The coding region runs from base 99 to 812 and encodes 237 amino acids. Lineage: Eukaryota; Viridiplantae; Streptophyta; Magnoliopsida; Poales; Bromeliaceae. The record is from RefSeq and is a predicted model, not a curated record. Gene Ontology annotation, molecular function: RNA polymerase II cis-regulatory region sequence-specific DNA binding; protein heterodimerization activity; DNA-binding transcription activator activity, RNA polymerase II-specific. Gene Ontology annotation, cellular component: nucleus; CCAAT-binding factor complex. Gene Ontology annotation, biological process: regulation of transcription by RNA polymerase II. The transcript has a single exon.